This is a messenger RNA of Acaulospora morrowiae, 933 nucleotides long. The record is from the annotation of a GenBank genome assembly. Lineage: Eukaryota; Fungi; Glomeromycota; Glomeromycetes; Diversisporales; Acaulosporaceae.
AUGUUCACAAGAUAUCCAUUAAGUGUCCAUUACCAUAGAGUCUUAUUGCAAAAUCCAACCCGAAAUUAUGCGACUCGAGUUGAACCGACAUUCUUGAACUGGAAAAAUAUCGCCUUGGGAGGUGGCAUCUUUACUGUACUUCUCUACACUUAUUUAGGUACCUUACAGCGAAAGACAAUUUCACCUGAAGAAUUUGUCCCUUUGACUAUUACCCAAAUCUCUCCAGUCAACCAUAACACAAGUGUCUUUCGCUUGAAAUUUCCAACUUCAUUCGAGGAACCUUUGCCAACUGUCUCUUGCUUUCAUAUUAAAGAUGAUUUAAUUCAAAUCAUGCGUGAAUAUACUCCUGUUUCUCCUUCAAAUGAAAAGCAUCAUAUUGAUUUCUUGAUCAAACGGUAUGACCAUGGACAUAUGUCACGAUACAUUCACUCCAAAAAGGAAGGUGAAACAUUGGAGGUUAGAGGUCCAUUUGUUUCCUUUCCUUAUACAACUAACAUGAAGACGCAUGUUGGAAUGAUUUGUGGAGGAACAGGAAUAACUCCCAUGUACCAAAUUAUAGAUCACAUUUGCCGUAAUUCCGUAGAUAAGACAAAAAUAUACUUAAUUUAUGCAAAUGUUGCCAAGCAAGAUAUUCUUCUUUUUCAAGAAUUAGAGCAGCUGUCACGAGAACAUCCUGAUCAGUUACACAUAUAUUACACUCUGGAAAAGCUACCCGAAGGGGAAUCCUGGACUCAGGGUAUCGGUUAUGUGACCAAGGAGAUGGUGAAAAACAAUAUUCCCGGACCUCAACAAGAUGUUCUUCUAUUGGUUUGUGGUCCCGAUGAGAUGGUCAAACAUGUGAGUGGUGAAAAGGCAAGAGAUUUAUCACAGGGACCUAUAGGUGGAUUGUUAGGGAAUAUUGGCUACACGCAAGAUCAGGUCUUUAAAUUUUGA